AAAACCCACUGAAUUAUUUUAAAUGUCAAUUUGAGUUCAAAAUUACCAAGAAAGGAGUUACCAGAAAGGAGAUUUUCAAAAACAAAUACAGAUUAUAUGUGACGCCCAACAGUUUACAUUCUCAGAUAUCACAAACACUUACCGAGUACGUCGAUCCAAAAAAUACAUAUG
Messenger RNA from Acanthoscelides obtectus, 171 nucleotides. Lineage: Eukaryota; Metazoa; Arthropoda; Insecta; Coleoptera; Chrysomelidae. The record is from the annotation of a GenBank genome assembly.